Molecule: messenger RNA, 657 nt
Organism: Batrachochytrium dendrobatidis JAM81
Lineage: Eukaryota; Fungi; Chytridiomycota; Chytridiomycetes; Rhizophydiales
Exons: 3
Coding region: 1-657 (218 amino acids)
Source: RefSeq, a predicted model, not a curated record
AUGGCAUCAAGUGUAUCUGUAUAUUCCAUCACUGACAUUUAUUCUGGAAACAAGGGUCACCAAAACCUCGUAAAUCAAAACACAUUACGCUCUCAAUGUACAUCUGCACAGAUCAACAAUGCAGAGUAUCCUUGUAAAGACUUGAUCAAAUCCACAAGUGAUGGCUGUGCAACCCUAGUCAAUAUGGACACUUCUGAAAUCAAUAUCGGUUCUGGAAAUACUUGCCCUAAUAGUCUCCAUGAUGGUCGAGUUUCAACACCAAAGCAGGACACACCAGAAGCUUCUCAUACAGACUUUUCCAUGUAUACAUCGCGGUUUCCAGAGUUCGAAGGGCUAUUAAGGAUGAUGGACAAGCGUGUCAAAGAGGCUUUCAAGGAUGGAGGUAGCAUUGACAUAUCUGUAACGGCAUUGUCUGCCCGACAUAGACUUCGACAUGUUCCAUCCAUAAGGAAACCACCUGUUUUAUCCAGUGACAUGAAUGUCCUCAAUAAAAUUAAAUCGGAAAUAAAUGCAGAAACUGUGCUGCUCCAAGAAGAUAGAGCAAUCAACGAACGUUUAAAGCGUGCUCUACAGAUUAUUGAGCAAGAAAAUAGAAAACUCAAGGAUCGGGUGGAUACACAGAAAUGGCGGUUAAAGGCAAAAUCUGUCUAUUGCUAA